UAUUCCACUAAUUUCAUUAUAAAUAUUUGAUUUUAUAUUAAUUAAAUACUAAUUAAUAUUUGUUACUUAUUAGAUGAGUUGGUAGAUUUGUACAGUUUGUGCUGAUGUUUACCGGUAAAAUCCCGCUUAUUUUCUGGCAGUUGCUUCUAGUUUAUUCGUCUGAAAUUUCAUUAAAAAGUUCUUCAAAAUGCCGUCAAAUACUCAAUGUUCAUUAAAGUUUGCUAAACUCAGUGAUAAAGCUUUUCCUCCUAUUAAAGGAUCAAAUCUAGCUGCUGGAUAUGAUCUUCGAAGUGCCUACGAUUAUGUUAUUCCAGCCCAAGGAAAAGAAUUGGUAAAAACUGAUAUUCAAAUAGUAGUUCCUGAAGGUACUUAUGGACGAAUAGCUCCAAGAUCUGGGUUAGCAUGGAAAAACUUCUUAAACGUUGGUGCUGGAGUUAUUGAUGCUGAUUACAGAGGUAAUGUGGGAGUAGUACUUUUUAAUCAUAGUAACACAGAUUUUAAAGUGUCUGCUGGUGAUCGCAUUGCACAGUUAAUUUGUGAGAAAAUCGAAUAUCCUGAAUUAAAGGAACUUUCAACACUAGAUGAGACCGCCAGAGGGGAUGGAGGAUUCGGUUCUACUGGAGUGUGAUUAUUAAAAAUCAAAAAUACAGGUGUUGUAAUACAUCAUAAUUUAAUUUUACUAUUUUCAGUACUUUCAUGUAUCAUGUAUAUCUUAAGAAUGAUCUUUUUUAUUAUUACCUUAUCUUUUAUUCAUUUGAUAUAAAUUUGUCAACUACCUCGUAUGUAAACAAAAAAAGAUAAGUUAAUUUUUGCAAAUAAUAAAAA
Messenger RNA from Chelonus insularis, 825 nucleotides. RefSeq names its product Deoxyuridine triphosphatase (gene dUTPase). The coding region runs from base 188 to 628 and encodes 146 amino acids. Lineage: Eukaryota; Metazoa; Arthropoda; Insecta; Hymenoptera; Braconidae. Gene Ontology annotation, biological process: dUMP biosynthetic process; dUTP catabolic process. The record is from RefSeq and is a predicted model, not a curated record. The transcript has 3 exons. Gene Ontology annotation, molecular function: dUTP diphosphatase activity; magnesium ion binding.